AUGGGCGGCCAGAAAAAGGCGGCGGCGGAGACCCUCUCGCUCGGCGGCGGCGGCCCGCGGACUCCCGGCGUGUACACGCGCGCCGCAUUCUUUAAUUCGGCUCCCGGCCAAACGCACUGCCGCCGCCGCCGCCGUCGCACAACACGUUGUCGCUUCGUCGCGCCACGGACGACGCCGCCGCCGGUCGUCUAUCCCGCGUUUCCGCUACGCUCUAUACGAUCACCGCCGCCACCGCCGCCGCCGCCAAAGUCACCACCGGAGCACGUGUGCUCGACGACAAAAGGCCACUGCGCUUCGCAACCCUUGGCCCCGGGUAAGUGGAACGAUAUUUUCUUCGGAAUUUUUAGAGACUCCACGCACGACGAACUUUAUACGCUCGGUUUUCGCGAACGGCCGCUCGACGAGAAAUCUCGCUGCGACCGGACGGUUCCGUCCGGAGACGUUUUCUCGUAA
Messenger RNA from Cinara cedri, 453 nucleotides. The record is from the annotation of a GenBank genome assembly. Lineage: Eukaryota; Metazoa; Arthropoda; Insecta; Hemiptera; Aphididae.